AUGCAGACUCCGAUUGCAACACUACGCCAAGGAAACACAUUCCUAAAAGAACAACAGGUUGAAGUGCCGAUCUCAAGACAGACCGCCGAAGCAGAAGCGGAAGCACGAGCAGAUGAGGAGCAGAAGGUACGAUUGGUAGCUGUCAGAUUCGCCGAAUCAUUCACGGAAAACGUUAUGAGUCAAGCCCAAUCCGAUCUUCGCAGUUCUGUCCGAGUUGAUGAGUCAAUCGUGAAAAUCACGGCAGCACCAGGAGCGAAGAUUUUAGAAGAGAAGGUAACCGAAACGGUGGAGGUAAUCCCAACAAUCUCAACCGUUGCUCCGCCACAGACGUCAACGAUGGUCACUAAAUCUGCACAAGUUCUAGAGGAAAUCAUUAACGCCGGAAUGACAACUAUUGACGUACGUAAACCAAACGUUCAGUUCGAUCACGUGGUUACGGUAGUCGAACCAGAGGUAGUCCAGCUAGGUCUGCGACUGUCGUCGCCUAGUGUGCCGUCGAUGAAGUUCAUCGACCUGGAAACGAUAUUGCAACGGCCGGGUACCUCCUCGUCAGCUAACACACUCAUCACGAUCACCUCAGCGAGGAUCGGCGAACGCUGA
Ostertagia ostertagi is the source of this 600-nucleotide messenger RNA. The record is from the annotation of a GenBank genome assembly. NCBI's taxonomy places the organism in Eukaryota, Metazoa, Nematoda, Chromadorea, Rhabditida, Trichostrongylidae.